This is a messenger RNA of Desarmillaria tabescens, 523 nucleotides long. Its product is annotated as thioredoxin-like protein. The record is from RefSeq and is a predicted model, not a curated record. Gene Ontology annotation, molecular function: disulfide oxidoreductase activity. The transcript has 3 exons. Lineage: Eukaryota; Fungi; Basidiomycota; Agaricomycetes; Agaricales; Physalacriaceae. Gene Ontology annotation, cellular component: mitochondrial matrix. Bases 112 to 408 code for a protein of 98 amino acids.
GUGACGGCUGCCUUGACCUCAAGUCGAACUGUCGGCUGUCGACGUUUCCUAUCCCAAGAAGUACGGUCGAAGAUCCAAGCUGCCAUUACCGAAACUCCAGUCGUUCUUUUCAUGAAAGGCACUCCGGAUUAUCCCCAAUGUGGUUUCUCGCGAGCAGCGAUUCAAGUGCUGGAUCUUCAUAACGUUCCGGCCGAGAAAAUGAAGACGUUCGAUGUCCUGGAGGAUCAGGAGCUGAGGAAUGCGAUAAAGGAGUUUUCUGAAUGGCCAACGAUACCACAGUUGUAUGUAAAGGGGGAAUUUGUUGGUGGAUGCGACAUCCUUCUAUCCAUGCACCAAUCGGGUGAAUUAGAAAAACUUUUGGCAGAGAAGGAGGUCAUUCCCAAGGUGGAAGAGCCUGUUUCUGCAUAGAUUCAGAAUUCGUUGUCUCCUUCGUCUAUACAUGUCACUGUAAAUGAAGGAAUUAGUUGUCCCUCACAGCUUCUAAUAUAAGUCGUACUCACCUCAUGCACCUCACUCAUCAACA